Messenger RNA from Notothenia coriiceps (black rockcod), 432 nucleotides. Its product is annotated as valine--tRNA ligase, mitochondrial-like. Gene Ontology annotation, cellular component: cytosol. The annotation marks the transcript as partial. Lineage: Eukaryota; Metazoa; Chordata; Actinopteri; Perciformes; Nototheniidae. The transcript is spliced from 4 exons. The record is from RefSeq and is a predicted model, not a curated record. Gene Ontology annotation, biological process: valyl-tRNA aminoacylation. Gene Ontology annotation, molecular function: valine-tRNA ligase activity; ATP binding.
CCUGCUGAAGACAGAGUGCUGGGAUGGAGUGAGAAGCAGAGGAUCGAGUACACGGCUCACACAGCUCCAGGGACAAAGAAAGACACCAGCCUGCCGCUCCCCCCCGCCUACAGUCCGGAGUAUGUGGAGUCCAGCUGGUACCAGUGGUGGGAGAAGGAGGGCUUCUUCAGUCCAGAGCAGCAUGAGAGGUUGCCCCACGCUGUGGAUCAGACCUUCUCCCUGUGUAUCCCCCCCCCUAACGUGACGGGCAGUCUGCACCUGGGCCACGCUCUGACUGUGGCUGUGGAGGACGCUCUGGUCCGAUGGCGCAGGAUGCAGGGCCACAGGGUACUGUGGGUUCCGGGCUGUGACCAUGCAGGCAUCGCCACACAGGUAGGACUACUUCUUCUCUUAGUACAUCACAUGGCAUUUAAGUGAUUGGCCAAUAUUCUC